Molecule: messenger RNA, 294 nt
Organism: Chlorella variabilis
Lineage: Eukaryota; Viridiplantae; Chlorophyta; Trebouxiophyceae; Chlorellales; Chlorellaceae
Exons: 3
Biological process (GO): ribosome assembly; translation
Cellular component (GO): large ribosomal subunit; ribosome
Molecular function (GO): structural constituent of ribosome
Source: RefSeq, a predicted model, not a curated record
CGCCUGCGCCCCCUGCAGGUGCGCCGCGUGCUGGACCAGAUCCGCGGCCGCAGCUACGAGGAAGCCAUCAUGAUUCUGGAGUACAUGCCGUACAAGGCCUGUGAGCCGGUGCUCAAGACGCUGCUGUCAGCAGCCGCCAACGCGAAGCAGAACCUGGGCAUGCGCAAGGCCAAGCUGGUGGUCAGCGAGUGCUUUGCCGACGAGGGGCCGGUGCUGAAGCGGGCGCGGCCGCGCGCCCAGGGCCGUGCCUACCAGAUCAGGAAGCCCAUGGUGCACAUCACUGUCAAGGUGGCC